AUGGACCAACAUCCCUUUGAUAACGACAUCAUGUCGUUUCCGGAUCGCCCUGAAUUCGACUAUGCCCCCUUUCUGCAAGCUGACGACAUGGGCUUCAUGGAUACAGGCACUAUGCAGGGCCAGUCGACGGGUUCGCUUUCCGGGUCGUCGGGAGGGAUGCACACGCCCCCCUAUUCUGGCGCCAGCAGUAGUAACAAUAACUACAAUGCCGUGGACAUGAGCCUCCGUCGACUGCCGGCGCAGCAAAGGCAGCGGCUGGAGCGGAGAGGCCAUACCAAGAGCCGCCGGGGAUGCUACAACUGCAAGAGGCGGCGUAUCAAGUGUCAAGAGACACACCCGGCCUGCGGUCACUGUCUUAAGACGGGUCUGAAAUGCGAGUACCCUGCUUCGCCCCAGAUCACCCACCAGCCUCACAAUCAGAUACCCUUGUUCAGCUUGCAGGACAUGCGAUGCUUCCAGUACUUUUUGACACAGUGCUACCCACACCAUCCUCUGAAGCAGGAAGAGAUCUGGACUCAUGAGAUUCCCAGCAUAGCGCAUAACGUACGUUUGAGGCUCCCGUGCGGCACCGCAUCUGCUGGCGUGCGGCACGAGUUUCUUAUGCAUGCCAUCCUGGGGUACGCGGCCUCGGAACUGAUGCAUGCAGACAGUAACCUUGUGCCGGUGGCCAUGGGGCACCGCAUCAAAGCCAUCAAGGCGAUCAAGAAGCGAUUAGUAGAGACGUCAAAGAUGGACACGACUUACGAAGAGGCGAACGCCCUAGUGGCUACUUGCUUCGCACUGACCUUGCAGUCUGUCAGCCUUGAGGACGGCUUGGCCGAGUACAUGACGUUCAUUCGCGGCAUUGUCAUUGUGGGGAUGCAAAUGAUGUUUAAGAGCAUCAAGCCUCUUUUCAGUAAUCUGUUUGAGUCCAAUAAUGACGAUGUCCUUGCGCCAUAUAUGGAAGGACUGCCGCUGAUUCAGAAGGGAUGGGCGGAGACGGCUCUUGAAUCCAUUACCAACUUGGGCCCGCUGUGUACACACCAAGUCGAAAUCGAAUAUCAUGAACACCUGAUGACCAUUGCGUCCCAUCUACUCACUAACUCAUUCGAAGCGUACAAGGCCAAUUCGAGACAAUACGGAUGGUGGAUGCUGUUGCCGCAUGCCUCCUUCCAAGAACUCAUCAACUCCAAGAACCAAGUUGUCAUCCUGUUGCACACCCAUUGGAUAGCGCUGUCGCAAAUCAUGGCUUUCAUCAAUCAGCAAGAGUAUGAGGUGCGGGAGAAGCACCCUGCUCAACAAGAGAGUGGCCGUAUCGACCCAGGAUUCAUUCGCUGGCUCAAGUAUCUCAACGCGCGUGUCGACCAAGGACAUCAGAUGUUCAACCAAUGGCCGAGGUGGGUGGAUGAGCAGCUGGACAUUGACAUGACAUUUUUCGGAAAGCGUCGGUAG
Molecule: messenger RNA, 1431 nt
Organism: Trichoderma aggressivum f. europaeum
Lineage: Eukaryota; Fungi; Ascomycota; Sordariomycetes; Hypocreales; Hypocreaceae
Product: transcriptional regulator family: Fungal Specific TF
Exons: 5
Coding region: 1-1431 (476 amino acids)
Biological process (GO): regulation of transcription by RNA polymerase II
Molecular function (GO): DNA-binding transcription activator activity, RNA polymerase II-specific; zinc ion binding
Source: RefSeq, a predicted model, not a curated record